Molecule: messenger RNA, 969 nt
Organism: Penicillium riverlandense
Lineage: Eukaryota; Fungi; Ascomycota; Eurotiomycetes; Eurotiales; Aspergillaceae
Exons: 1
Coding region: 1-969 (322 amino acids)
Source: RefSeq, a predicted model, not a curated record
AUGGACGUCAAGUCACUCCCCGAUUUCAAGAUCCUACCCUACCCUAGAACCACUCCACCACAACCAGAAGCAGAGCCGACAACUGAAUUGACCCUCAACACCUCAUCAUCAUGGACAUACUGCGGACCCCUAUUACCCCUCGACGCGCGCGAUCUCCCCCCCUCUUUCCACACCUGGGCCCAAGCCACGAUUAACGGGUGUGUACUCGACCCGCUCCUCUCGUUCCUGGCCUUCGUCCACGAGUUCCUCGAGACAAACGGCUUGUCCCACUAUUGGGUUACGGUCCGGACUAGUCAAGCGUCAAGUGACUUUGAUGUUCCGCGUUGGCAUACGGACGACUCCUUCUUUGCACAGCCAGAGUCGGAAGAUCCUAGGUCGAGGUUCAUGCCUGGUUUGUUGUCGAGGGUUGUAGUACCGCGGACUCUACGAUUGAGACGGCAUCGACAUCCCACCAACACCACCACCACCGCCGCCAAGAAAGAAAAAAAAAGCAGCAUCAGCACCCGCACCAACGGCAUAACGACAAUCCCCAGCAAAACCAAGGACACCGUUCCCACAGACUGGAAACUAACAACAACUCUCCUGGGCCCAGGCACACUCUUCAUCCCCACCCAUACGAGCCCCAAAGCCCGCGCUGCCCAAGCCACCGCCAAAGCCGCUGCCCGCGCCGCUCACCAAGAACAAAUCUGCCACUCUGUGCGGUGCGUAGGGUGCGCCAUGGCCGCGGAGUCGGUGCGGCGCCGUCUAGCACUGGAAUUGGAAGACCAUGCUAUCGUACAGGCGUGGCCGGGUGAAUGUGUCUUUUUGAGGAUUGGCGAAGAGCACGGUGCGGUGCAUUCUGAGCCGGUGGCGAGUGGGGAUCGGAUCUUUGUUAAUGUUGUUCCUGGGAGGGAUGAUGAAUUGGUGGCGUUGAUGCGGAGGUGGGGGAUGGAGUUUCCAAGAGCUUGGUGUGUUGGGUUGGGUAGUUAG